GAUUCGUCCUUGACACUCUCAACGCCAUGUCUUCGCGUUUGCGGUCUCGGCCUCGCCAAUCUUUUGGUAUCUCAUCUCCGGCGAAGCAGAGGAAGAAAGCUCCUACGAAUUCCAUGGCUACGAGAGCCAAUCGAAAGCGUCUCCCUUCUUACCUAAAACCUGGCGCCACCGUGGAAAUCAGCUCCGACGAGAUUGGGUUCCGCGGCUCGUGGUACCUUGGAAAAGUGAUCACCACUCCAUCCUCACAUAAGGAUUCCGUUAAAUGCCAAGUCGAGUACACGACGCUCUUCUUCGACAAAGAGGGGACGAAGCCUCUGAAGGAAGUUGUCGACAUGAGUCAGCUUCGUCCUCCGGCGCCGCCAAUGUCUGAGAGAGAGAAGAAGAAGAAUAUCGCUGUUGGGGAAGAGGUCGACGCGUUUUACAAUGACGGUUGGUGGGAAGGGGAUGUGACUGAGGUUCUGGAUGAUGGGAAGUUCAGUGUUUUCUUCAGGAGUUCUAAGGAGCAGAUUCGCUUUAGGAAAGAUGAGCUACGGUUUCACAGGGAAUGGGUUGAUGGAGCUUGGAAGCCGCCAUUAGAGGAAACAGAAGAAGAGGAAUCAGAGGAAGACAAAUUAGACGACUCAGAAGACGAGGAGGAUAUUUUAGCCCGAGUGGAUCUGGAAACUACCAGAGCAAUCGCCAAACAAAUGUUUUCCAGUGGCACGGUUGUCGAGGUUAGCAGCGAUGAGGAAGGUUUCCAGGGGUGUUGGUUUGUAGCUAAAGUCGUUGAACCCGUUGGUGAAGACAAAUUCCUUGUUGAGUAUCGAGACUUGAGAGAAAAUGAUGGCAUAGAGCCUUUGAGAGAAGAAACCGAUUUUCUGCACAUAAGGCCGCCACCCCCAAGAGAUGAGGAUAUAGAUUUUGCUGUUGGGGACAAGAUUAAUGCAUUUUACAAUGAUGGCUGGUGGGUAGGUGUUGUCAUAGAUGGUAUGAAGGAUGGAACAGUUGGUAUAUAUUUUAGGCAAUCACAAGAGAAGAUGCGGUUUGGAAGGCUGGGCCUUCGUCUGCAUAAAGAUUGGGUUGACGGGACCUGGCAGCUACCACUGAAAGGAGGGAAGAUAAAGAGGGAAAAGACUGUUUCAUGUAAUCGGAACGUGAGACCUAAGAAAGCAACCGAGAAGCAAGCGUUCAGCAUUGGAACUCCGGUCGAGGUUAGCCCUGAGGAAGAAGGGUUUGAAGAUUCUUGGUUUCUUGCAAAACUUAUUGAAUACAGAGGAAAUGACAAAUGCCUUGUAGAAUAUGAUUCACUGAAAGCUGAAGAUGGGAAAGAGCCUUUGAGAGAAGAGGUUAAUGUUUCACAUAUAAGGCCUCAACCACUAGAGAGUGUCAUGGUUAGUCCAUUCGAGAGGCAUGACAAAGUUAAUGCUUUGUAUAAUGAUGGAUGGUGGGUCGGGGUGAUUAGGAAGGUUCUUGCAAAGUCAUCUUACCUGGUUCUCUUUGAAAAGACUCAAGAGAUGCUAAGAUUUCAUCACUCUCAACUAAGGCUACAUCAGGAAUGGAUUGAUGGAAAGUGGAUAACAUCUUUUAAGAUAAUUGCAGUUAUGAUGAUUAACUAAGAUGCAACAACCAGUUGAUAUUUGUUGUUUUUCCAUGACAUACUGCGAUUCUCAAUGCUCCUGAUUUCGGUUGAUUAUUUGAUAGACAAUUUCUGCUGUAAGGCUACUUCUUUGCCUUAUUGGUUAUCCUAUUGUCAAAUAUUUUUUGAA
Arabidopsis arenosa is the source of this 1745-nucleotide messenger RNA. NCBI's taxonomy places the organism in Eukaryota, Viridiplantae, Streptophyta, Magnoliopsida, Brassicales, Brassicaceae. The record is from the annotation of a GenBank genome assembly.